GGGCGCUUGCUACUGAUGUUGCGGCUGGGGAGGCUGUGCCCGGUGUCGGUCCAGAGCAGCAGGGCAAUGGCGGAGGCGGCAGCGGGCGAGCCGUGCCGGGAGGGCGGCGAGCGUGAGGAUGCGCCGCCCGCGGCCAAGAGGCGGCGGCUGCAGGCGGGCGGGGUGGAGCGCUUCGUGCCGCCGCCGCGGAAGCGGAACCCGGGCGUGAGCUUCAGCGAGGCGCACUUCGCCGAGACUAGCUACUACUUCGAGGGCGGCCUGCGCAAGGUGCGGCCCUACUACUUCGACUUCCAGACCUACUGCAAGGGCCGCUGGGUGGGCAAGAGCCUGCUGCAUGUCUUCGCCUCCGAGUUCCGCUCCCACCCGCUCGCCUACUACCGCGUCGCCGCCCGCGCCGGCCGCCUCCGCCUCAACGAGCAGCCCGUGCGGGACCUCGACGUCGUGCUCAAGAAUAAUGACUUCCUGAGGAAUACUGCGCAUCGCCAUGAGCCUCCAGUCACUGCUCAGCCUAUCCAGGUUUUGGCAGAGAAUGAUGAGAUGGUUGUCGUGGACAAACCUUCUUCUUUGCCAGUACACCCAUGUGGCCGAUUUCGGCACAACACUGUCAUCUUCAUCUUGGGCAAAGAGCAUAACCUCAAAGAGUUGCACACUAUUCACCGGCUUGACCGCAUGACUUCUGGUGUGCUCAUGUUUGCCAAGACUCUAGAAGUGUCCAAAAGGAUUGAUGAGCAAGUUCGACAGCGGCAGUUGGAAAAGGAGUAUGUCUGCCGUGUUCUUGGGGAAUUUCCAGAAAAUGAAGUGAUCUGCGAGGAACCCAUCCUGGUUGUUUCUUACAAGGUGGGAGUGUGUCGGGUAGACCCCAAAGGGAAAUCCUGUAAAACCAUGUUCCAAAGGCUCAGUUAUAAUGGCAAGACCAGCGUGGUCAAAUGUUUCCCACACACAGGCCGCACCCACCAAAUUCGAGUGCAUUUGCAGUUCUUGGGACAUCCUAUUGUUAAUGACCCCAUCUACAACAUGGAAGCCUGGGGUCCUGCCAAGGGCAAGGGUGGUAAAAUUGAUAAAACGGAUGAGGAGCUCCUCAAGGCUUUAGUGGAGGAACAUAAUGCAAAACUGAGCUUUGAUAUGUUGGAUAUUUCAGAGGAAGGCCUGAAGCUCAGCACAGGAAGUGAAGACCAAGAUAGCUCAGGUAGCUCUACUCAGGCUGUGGAAGUUACUGCCAUUACUGAAAACUCUUGUGGAACUGAGGAUUCAAAGAGUCAGGAAGAUAGUUCCCAGAACUCUUACAGCAAGCCAGGAACUAGUGAAACUGGCUGUGAAGAAGCCAGUCCAAGUGGGACUCUUGAUGGAGAUACAGAAGAGAAGGACCCUUUGUGUGCAGAAUGUAAAAUAAUUAGGCAAGACCCAUCUCCUAAGGAACUGGUGAUGUACCUGCAUGCCUUGCGCUACAAAGGAGCAGAGUUUGAAUACUGCUCCAAGAUGCCAGACUGGGCACUGGAGGACUGGGAGGAAUGCCAAGAAUUAAUGCUGUGAGAACUGUAACUUUUUUUUUUAUUUCUUUUAGCUUGUCAGGAGGAAAGUGUCUGCAAGGACCUGCAUCUAUGUGGUUAAAAUUUCCCUGGAGUUGCUGCCUUUAUUUAUCAGUUUUUAUUGGGAAUUGCAAACAGGUUGUUUGUGAAUUAAGAGGAAGUGGCAAUGAAUCUGCUGAUAGCUAUUGAAGGGAGAAGUGGUUAUUUCCAAAUAAUUGUCUCUCUCUUUAGUUAGAAUAAAACGUUACCAAGAUGUAUGAAAUGGGGAUCAUUCUUUUCCCUUCUACCUCCUCUUUAUCCCACUUCAUUGUUGUUUGCAAAUUGAGUGUGCUUGUUUACUAAAUGCAUACAAUUUAGACAAUCAGCAUGUACAUUUUUCUGUAUUUUAGUUAUCUAUUGUCCUUGUUUAUCUGGAUAAAACUUUGUGGAAUGUUAUUUUAUAUACUGUACACGUGUCACACUGCAAAUCCCAUAUUACAUUUUAGGUGCUACUUUGCUUUUAUUGCCAGAUCAAUUUUAGCUGUAUCAUAUCUUCAUCUUCCUUUUUUUGCUAAACCGAGUCACUGUGCAGGUUGGGUCUGUUCCUGUCAGUUACUCUUCUUUGUUGUAUUUGGAGUUGUGUUGCAUUGUGCAUUUCUUGUCUAUAGAGGUUUCCAUUCUCCUGUUGGUGUACAUUUUCCUUUCAUAAGUUUAUUCUUGCUAAUGUAGGACACAGUCUGCCCUUAAAUCAGCCUUGAAAAAUUCCUGGACAAACCACAGUCUAACCAAAAAUUUGGUGCCCCCAAGGAAGUAACUUAUUUUGCUGUCACUGUGCCUACAAGCAUUAGUGCUCCUACUUGGAAUAAUCUUCAUAACCCUCUAAACAUUCCUGUUCUCUGCCUGCUACCUCCUAUAUCAUCUCUCUUCUUACUUUACUGCAAAUCUUUUUGACCUAUUCCAUUAAAUUAUUUCAGUCCAUCUACCAAUCCACAAGCAAAACUUGGAAAUUUUACCACACACACAGUAGCCAGAAAACUAGCCCUGUCAGCCAUGACCUGAUGUGAAAGACACAGGGGCAACUUUACUCAGUGCUGUUUUGGGUUCUGGCUAUAGUCAGAGGGGUUUCUAUUACUUACACAAGCCCUUGUUUUCAGCUUCCUGCCGAAAUGAAGAGAGACUCCCCAUCAUAUCUAUCUGCUGUUGUUGAAAGGCUUCCUGAUCUACGGCAGAAUGAUGCCUCUUUUCAGUAUUGCUGCUCUUGGGAUUUUGUUAUAUGGCAAUGAAACAGGUUUAAUUUUUGCUCUGCUGCAGUUUUUUUUGUAGAAGAUCUAGGCCACUUCAAAGAUUUGAAAUAGGAGAACAGCACUACCUUUGGAUUUGAAAGACCUUCUUCGAUGUAACUUGCCUUCCACAGUUCAAAGGCGAUGUGCUUGCAAGAUAAGUUUGUUUGCCAUGGGGAAGGGGGUAUUCCAUCCCACCAUUAGAAGGUGAUGAUACUUACACCAGUGGUGGAUAUGUGCCUGUUUCUUUGUAUUUGCUGUGCACUGAUCAGUAAAUCCAGAUAUCCAAAGUCCACCAGGUUGCUGGCAAGUUUUCUGCCUGAUUUUUGUUUUGUUUUGGGUUUUUUUGUUUCAAGGAAGUCUAGGUUGUCGUCAGCUUCCUGUAAAAUAGCAAUACACAAUAAUGUACACAAUAAUGGAAACAACAGCUUUUCCCAGAAAUAAUUUAAAAACUGAACUGGUUGCUUUCCACCUCCAAAAAUAGGGACUAGCACUUCAAAAAGUACAGCAUCUGUGUUCAUUACUGAUCUGUACACACUAAGCAAAGUGGUGUGGUUUGGUUUUUCAUUUCCUGAUCUUUGGGAUACAGUUAGCAUGUCACAUUGCAUAUUCUGCAGAAUGAAAUAACCUUAUUGUGGCAUCCAUCACAGUAAGUGAGGAAGUUUUUCUUUAACUGAUUUAUCUCCAGCAAUAAAUUAUUAACAAAGCCAUUUUUCAAAAUGUGAAUCCUCCUGCUCCACACUAAGUAUAUCUGCUAGAUAGAGCCUCUAGCAAGACUAGAAUUACCACUUGAGGUUUUUCAACAACAACAAAAAUGAAUGUCAGGGUAACUUUCUAUCAGCUGGUUUCUAUUCUGCAAGAAGACUAGUGUUUCACAGGGAUUUCAGAACCCUGGAGAAGGGAAGGCUUGAAAGCCUUAGUUUUGAAAUAGUAUCGGGGAAAGGAGUGGGCAUGAGUACCAUUUAUUUUUUGUCUUAACAAUUACUAUUAAGACCUUAAUAUACAGUGCUAGCUGUCUAAUCCCAUUGCUUUUAAGGAAACAGACUGAAUGCUGAUAACUUGAACAAAAAUUUUUUAAAGGGUAUUAUGAAAGUGUUCUGCCUGUGGCUGCAUCACAAUUCAUCGUUUUAUUCAUGUUCAAAGCUCAGGUUUUUAUCCGGUGGAUCUAUUGUAAUUUGUGCAGGUGCUCACAAGAGUUCUGCAGAGUCCAGUCUGUUUGUAGAGGCACCACAGUAUACCAAAGGCAAAUAAAAGUAGUUGUUCUUCACAAGGU
Molecule: messenger RNA, 4058 nt
Organism: Gavialis gangeticus (Gharial)
Lineage: Eukaryota; Metazoa; Chordata; Crocodylia; Gavialidae
Gene: RPUSD2
Product: RNA pseudouridylate synthase domain containing 2
Exons: 3
Coding region: 16-1530 (504 amino acids)
Biological process (GO): pseudouridine synthesis
Molecular function (GO): pseudouridine synthase activity; RNA binding
Source: RefSeq, a predicted model, not a curated record